AUGGAGAGCUACAGGGUUGACAGGGUCCAUGCCAACCUGCUGUACAUCAGAUAUGACUCGCCGAGCCACCCCAGCUCGCCCGCCAAGGGGAUGCUGGCGGGUGAUUAUGAUCAGGAUCCCCCAGAGUUCAUCACCAACACGUACGCCAUCAGCUCCGCCGCGCAUGCCGGCGUCGAGCUUGACGGGGAGGUCGUGGAGCACACGGACAUCGUGGAUAAGCAGCCCCGGGCGCCGCAGGCGGAGCAGCGGCUGCUGGAGGUCGCCGGCGGCGCCCUCAGCACUGGCAGGUCGCAAGAGAACGGAUGCGUGCACAGCAGCGCGGAGGCUGCGGUGUCCGCCUGCAAGCUGGCCAAGUUUGAAGACGCGGCCGAGAAGUACAAGAUGAUUGCGAACCCUGAAGACGGCUCCCUGACGGUGACCGUCUAUGGUAAAGAUGUGCGCCUCCGCCACUCCUACGCGGAUGAGCUGCACCGCACCACCAUAGACCACCCAAGGUUCUCGGCACUGGUGUGGGGCAGGGAGGGGGAGCUGGUCCGUGGGGAGGUUGUUCCUGAGGGCACCGCCGCCGACCGCAUGUUUGUGGUGGUGGAUUUCCUGUGCUGCAUGCACGCGCUGGACGUGCUGCGGUCUGCCCUGGGCCCGGACGCCGCAAGGAUGCCCACAGGGCUCUCGCAAGAGCUGGUGGAGGCGCUGCGGGGCCUGCAGUCGCUAAGCCAAGACGAGACACCUGCGAGCGGCGCCAGCACCCCCCGGGGCGCGACUGCCGCCGCCGACAAGCGCCCGCAGAUGGCCACCAGGCACAUUUUUGCCGCUAGCUGCUGCUGUUGCGGCUGCCGCUUCUGCUGCACUGAGCAGUGA
This is a messenger RNA of Monoraphidium neglectum, 858 nucleotides long. RefSeq lists its product as hypothetical. Lineage: Eukaryota; Viridiplantae; Chlorophyta; Chlorophyceae; Sphaeropleales; Selenastraceae. The transcript has 8 exons. Bases 1 to 858 code for a protein of 285 amino acids. The record is from RefSeq and is a predicted model, not a curated record.